This is a messenger RNA of Chlorella variabilis, 1347 nucleotides long. RefSeq lists its product as hypothetical. The transcript is spliced from 4 exons. The record is from RefSeq and is a predicted model, not a curated record. Bases 1 to 1347 code for a protein of 448 amino acids. Lineage: Eukaryota; Viridiplantae; Chlorophyta; Trebouxiophyceae; Chlorellales; Chlorellaceae.
AUGCAGGCCCUCCAGCUCUCUUCCCGCGCCACCUUCGCGGUCGGCCGCCCCAGCUCCGCCCGCGCUAGCCGUGGUCAGCAGCAGCGCCUGCGCGUCCAGGCUGCCACUCUCACCGCCGACCAGCAGGCUUUCCUGGAGCGCAAGCGCCGCGAGUCCAGCGCGUCCCCCUCCGCCGCCCCCACCCGCGGCCGCAGCGCCGUUCCCCGCCGCGCCCCCAGCGCCCGCCCCACCAGCCGUCCCUCCGCCCCGGCCCCCUCCUCCUUCAGCGCCCCCGCCCCCGCCGCCGCCAACGGCCUGACCGCUGACCAGCAGGAGUUCCUGGAGCGCAAGCGCCGCGAGACCAGCGCCUCCCCGGCACCCCAGUCCACCCGCGGCCGCAGCGCCCGCAUGCGCGUCCAGGCCGUGGCGCUGGACACCUCCAAGCUGUCUGCUGAGCAGCGGGAGUUUCUGGAGCGCAAGCGCCGCGAGUCUGUCUCGCCCGGCCCCGCCCCCACCCGGGGCCGCAGCUCCACCCCCAGCCGCGGCCGCAGCCCCGCGCCGUCCAGCCGCCCCACCUCCUCCCCCGCCUCCUACAACCCGCCUGCCCCCGCUGCCGCCAACGGCCUCAGCGCGGAGCAGCGCGAGUUCCUGGAGCGCAAGCGCCGCGAGUCCAGCGCCUCCCCUGUGGCCCCGGCCCCCACCCGCGGCCGCAGCAACGCGCCCGCCCGCCCCUCCAGCCGCACCCCCGUGCGCCCCGCCGCCCCCGCCCCGGCCUCCUUCAGCGCCCCCGCCCCGGCCGCCGCCAACGGCCUGAGCGCCGAGCAGCAGGAGUUCCUGCGGCGCAAGGCUUCCGAGUCCCGCAGCGUGUCGCCCCAGCCCACCCGCGGCCGCAGCAACGCGCCGUCCCGCGCCCCGGCGCGCCCUUCUAGCCGCGCCCCCGCCCCGGCCUCUUACGCCGCCCCCAGCUCUGACCCCGCCUCUUACAGCCCCCCCGCCGCCGCCGCCGCCGGCGGCCUGAGCGCCGAGCAGCAGGAGUUCCUGCGGCGCAAGGCUUCCGAGCCCCGCAGCGUGUCGCCGGCCCCCACCCGCGGCCGCAGCAACGCUCCCUCCCGCGCCCCGGCGCGCCCCUCCAGCCGCGCCCCCGCGCCCCCGGCUGCCUCCUACAGCACCCCCGCUCCCAGCGGCGGCGCCGCGGGCCUGAGCGCGGAGCAGCGCGCCUUCCUGGAGCGCAAGGCAGCCGAGACGCGCGGCGCCUCGGCGGCGGCGCCCACCCGCGGCCGCAGCGCCGCGCCCUCUGGCGGCGGCGCCGCGGGCCUGAGCGCCGAGCAGAUGGCGUUCCUGGAGCGCAAGCGCUCUGGCGGGCGGUGA